AUGUAUCUUCCACGAUCCCUGAUAUCGAAACUCUAUAUCCACCUCCAGAACACGCGACACCCCCUCUCGCCGCCUGUCCUCAUCCUCGUCGCUCUCGAGCCGGAUGCACUCUGUGCAUGCCGAAUUCUGACGCGCCUCCUCAAGCAUGACUACAUCCCACAUAAGAUCCACCCCGUCGUCGGGCUCAGCGGCUUGGCCCAGGCCGGUACCGAUUUGGUAGCCCCGAUGAUGGAGUCCCGCGGAGGCAGCGGCGGUGUCGUCGUCUGCCUCGGCGUGGGCGGCAUGGUAGAUCUGGGUGAGGCCCUGGGCCUCGAGAACGAGGGAGACGAUACCCCCUACAGCGGCGUCGAUGUCUGGGUCAUGGACUCGCGGAGACCUUGGAACCUGGGCAACGUCUUUGGCGGCUUUCCCCUAGAGCCCAAUGCCGGCCAUGGAAGCUCAUACCAGAGCCGGUGCCCCCAUGGUGUCGACGGCGGCCAAAUCACACGCUCAUACAAGCCGGGCAGAGGUGGCGUUGUCGUGUUUGACGAUGGCGACAUUCAGGAGGACCUCGAGACCGAACGAGACGCCUACCGGGAGCUCCUCGAAAUGCCAGAUAUCGAAGACGACGGCCGAGAGCUCGGAGACGACGAUGACGGAGACUAUGAUGGAGACGGUGGCGAGGAGAGCUUAGCACAUGCGGGGCAGAAGAGGAAGAGCUGGACAGAUGCCGAUGAUGAUGAGUCCAGCGACGACGAGGGUGGCCGGCCGAGACAGCGGCGGAGGAGCAACUCUUCGAGUUCCAUCGCCGAAACCCCCCGACGACCCCGGCAGAGGGGCCUGAUUUCCUUGCGAGAUCCCGACCACGGUCUCUCCGGUGACCCUAUCGAACCUCCAUCUGCCGCUCAAGAGCCCCCUCCCCCAUCGGCUGGGGCUCUGAGAAGGCGCCUGCUGCGUAUGCGCCGGCAACACCAAUCCGUCAUUGCGCAGUACUACACCGCCGGCUCUUCCUUUUCAGAGCCCAUCUCUUCCAUGAUGUACUCUCUAGCUUCCGAGCUAGGUCGGGAGGACAAUGACCUCCUCUGGCUGACCAUAGUCGGCGUCACAUCUAUGGAGCUCUACGGACGCUCAUCGGCAGGCGUUGCAGCUCCCGUGAGAAUGACCGACAAGAGCAGGCCAACAGGGUGGAUGGGCGUGCGCGGAGCUCGGAUACGGCAGCUUCUACGAGACGAAGUGAGGCGCCUUAACCCCCUGGAGAUUACAAACGGACGUGUCGCUCCAGAGAAUACGGGCGUCAUCCCUACUACGGCACGAAACCCCGAGGACACCGGUAUCCGCCUCUCGCCCGAACCGCGAUUCCUCCUUAUCCGGCACUGGAGUCUCUAUGACAGCAUGCUUCACUCCCCAUACCUCUUCUCGCGCCUCAAGACGUGGAGCGAGACCGGUAUCAGGCGUCUGCACAAGCUGCUGGCCAAGAUGGGUGUCAGCCUGGCUCAGUGCAAGCAGAGCUACACCCACAUGGACAUGAUGCUGAAGCGGGAGCUGCGAGCCAAGCUUCUCAAGUACGGGUCCUUGUACAACCUGGACGAAAUGGUACCCUCGGUGGAUACAGACGGCAAGGACCGUGCCGGUGCCAAGGACGGAUGGGGCUUCGUCCGAAGCUGGGGGUGGCGUGCUACCCUCAGUGCCGAGGAUGUCGGCGUCGUCAUCGGCGCCCUGCUCGAGGUUGGGAAGCACGCACAGUCGAGUGAGCCUGUCGUUACGAUGAGCCAAGCGCUACGGGAGGCCGAGGAGGAGAUUGACUACACCGCUCAGAGCGAUGAGUGGGUCAGCCGUUUCUGGGAAGCGUACGAUGCGCUUGAAGAUAUCGACGCUCUCAAGGCGGGCGUCCCUACCGCCCAGCACCUACACCGUGCCAUCUACCGUACGGGGACGUCGCUCAUCAGCAAGAAGCAGAUCAAGCACCUGAGAGCAUUCAGGCUCUGUGUAGUCAAGGAGGGGCCGGACGUGGCCCUCUUUACGCACCCUGCAGCGCUGACAAAACUCUCCCUUUGGAUCGGCGAGGCCUUGAGCGAGCAAGAGAGGGAGAGCCAUGGCAAGCUCUCUCAUGGUGGCCGCGGUACGCCUCUGAUCGUGGCCAGCCUGGACGAGAAGCGUGGAACCUACGUCGUCGUCGGCACAGGAGGUGGUGGCGGCCCAGACACGGCCAUGCUCGACCGAGACGCUGCCAAGCGAAGGAAGGAGGAGAGGGAGGCCAAGGCCAAGAAGAAGGAGGAGUCGCGGAAAGUAAAGGCCAAGAUCAGGGAGGAGAAGCAGGCCGCACGGAAGGCGGCCAAGAGGGAUGACGAUGACGAUGAGCCCGAGACAGAGACUGAUGACUCGUCUGAAUCCGAGUCUGACGAGUCUGACGAUGACGACGACGACGACGACGACGACUACAGAGCCGAGACCAGUAAGGGAUAUGGCCGCAACAACUUUGGGCGAGCGUUUCAGGAGGUGGUGUCGGAGACGAAUGCCCGCGUUCGCAUAGACAGUUUUGAGAACUGCGUUGUCGAAGUGCGGAAGGAGGACCUGGUCGGCUUCUUGGAGAGCCUGAGUCUCAAGCCGGUGGUGGAGUAG
This is a messenger RNA of Geosmithia morbida, 2598 nucleotides long. Its product is annotated as cell division control protein 45. Gene Ontology annotation, biological process: double-strand break repair via break-induced replication; mitotic DNA replication preinitiation complex assembly; DNA replication initiation. Gene Ontology annotation, molecular function: chromatin binding; DNA replication origin binding; single-stranded DNA binding. Bases 1 to 2598 code for a protein of 865 amino acids. The record is from RefSeq and is a predicted model, not a curated record. Gene Ontology annotation, cellular component: DNA replication preinitiation complex. NCBI's taxonomy places the organism in Eukaryota, Fungi, Ascomycota, Sordariomycetes, Hypocreales, Bionectriaceae. The transcript has 3 exons.